Molecule: messenger RNA, 1014 nt
Organism: Aureobasidium pullulans EXF-150
Lineage: Eukaryota; Fungi; Ascomycota; Dothideomycetes; Dothideales; Saccotheciaceae
Exons: 2
Coding region: 1-1014 (337 amino acids)
Biological process (GO): transcription initiation at RNA polymerase II promoter; transcription by RNA polymerase II
Cellular component (GO): transcription factor TFIIF complex
Source: RefSeq, a predicted model, not a curated record
AUGUCGUCCAACGGAAUCAAGACAGAGGAUGGCGCCUUCAUCAAGCCCGAGCACGAGGCCGACGAAUACGAAGACACUGGCGAAUGCCACAUGCCAGCGAACCCGGAGGAACAAAGAGCAUGGCUUUGCAGACUGCCCAAGUGGCUGUGGACGGCCUGGGAGGACAUGGCCGACGACGAAGAGAUUGAGCUGGGCAAGAUCCGCGUCUAUCACCAGGGCAACAAAGACGGCACAUCCAGAGUCCGCAUGAAACUGCACGACCACCCCAAGCACCACGACGUGCCCAAACUCUACGACUUGACCACCACCCGCGCCGGCUACAGCAACACCGUCGUCUUCUCCGAGCGUGAUCAGCCCGGCUUCAAGGCCUGGAACCCUAACCGCGUGAGGAAGGAUGGACAGAGGAACAACCAGUACAAGGUCAACAAGAACAAGCCUUAUACUUCUUCCAUUCCGAAACAAACCGCCCUCGCAGGCUAUGUCACCAAUGAAAUGGCCGUCACCGCUGUCGAGAACGACGAAUACCGCCGCCUCACCGACAAACGCUUCAUGGAAAUGUUCCACCCCAAGCGCACAACUCGCUUCGAAUCCGGUCCCGAAGCAAACGUGCACUCCAACACCCAAGCCAACCAAGCCUUCAGCAGCUUCAUCAAAGCCACCCAAGCAAAGAAGCCAGUCAAGAAACAACAAGAGAAGGCCGUCCGCGUCAGCCAGGAAGAACUGUUCGAUCUCCUCACAGACUGCUUCAAGCAAUAUCGCUACUGGUCGCUCAAGGCUCUCAAGCAGCGCUUGCAUCAGCCUGAGGCUUUCAUCAAGUCGACUGUCGAAAAGAUUGCCACUCUGAUGCGUAGUGGCAGGUUCGCCAUGAACUACAAGCUCAACCCCGAGUACGAGAGAACUCUCAACAUCGACUCCAACAACGUCAAGGAAGAGGUUGCCGCCGAGGAAGAUGACGACGAUGAUGACGACGAGGAUGAAGACGGUUACGAAGAUGUCAAGAUGGAGGACUCUUGA